Nezara viridula (southern green stink bug) is the source of this 1714-nucleotide messenger RNA. Lineage: Eukaryota; Metazoa; Arthropoda; Insecta; Hemiptera; Pentatomidae. The record is from the annotation of a GenBank genome assembly.
UCCCGUAUGGCAGUACCCUUUGUGGGUAAAUUGUCAAAUUUUAGUAGUUGGUUUAAAAAAAAAUAAUAUCUUAAAGUAAUCGAUCAUAUAGUGUUUCCUUCGACUGUAAAUAACUUUGGUGCUGUGUAUUAAAAAGUUCGGUGAACAACUUGUGAUGAAGACGGAAGACAAAUGAGUCAAUUCCAACCCUAUUUUUCUUGGGAUUGUCUUGAGAUAUGAGAUAUCAGCUUCAUGGUUUUCAUUUCAAAUAAAACAUACAGUUCAGAUACAAUUGUAGCUAUAUAAUUAUCAAUUAUGAGUAUUGGUGGAACCUUGCAGAAAGCUAUUGAUCUAGUUACAAAAGCUACUGAUGAGGACAGAAAUAAAAAUUAUGAAGAAGCAUUAAGAUUGUAUGAACAUGCAGUUGAAUAUUUUCUUCAUGCCAUUAAAUAUGAAGCACAGAGCGAGCGAGCUAAGGAAAGUAUUCGAAACAAAUGCUUACAAUACUUAGAAAGAGCUGAAAAACUCAAAGAAUAUUUAAAAAAAGGGAAACAAAAAAAACCUGUGAAAGAAGGAGAAAGUAACUCCAAAUCAGAUGAAAAGAAAAGUGACAGUGAUAGUGAUUCAGAUGAUCCUGAGAAAAAGAAACUUCAGUCAAGGCUAGAAGGAGCUAUCGUGGUUGAGAAACCAUGUGUACAAUGGUCUGAUAUCGCCGGUUUAGAAGGAGCGAAAGAAGCUCUUAAAGAAGCAGUAAUCCUACCAAUUAAAUUUCCUCACUUGUUUACUGGGAAAAGAAUACCAUGGAAAGGUAUUCUACUAUUUGGGCCUCCAGGAACAGGUAAAUCAUACCUUGCCAAAGCUGUAGCAACUGAAGCUAAUAACUCAACAUUCUUUUCUAUAUCUUCAUCUGAUCUUGUUUCUAAGUGGCUCGGUGAGUCUGAGAGACUAGUAAAGAACCUAUUUGAACUUGCCAGAGCCCACAAACCAAGUAUAAUUUUUAUAGAUGAAGUUGAUUCUUUAUGUUCAUCAAGAUCAGAUAAUGAGUCUGAAUCAGCCAGAAGGAUAAAAACUGAGUUUCUAGUUCAAAUGCAAGGUGUUGGUAAUGACAAUGAUGGAAUAUUAGUUCUGGGAGCUACCAAUAUACCUUGGGUGUUAGAUGCAGCCAUUAGGAGAAGAUUUGAAAAAAGAAUCUACAUUUCUCUUCCAGAGGAACAUGCACGAUUACUUAUGUUCAAACUCCACCUGGGGAAUACUUUUCAUCAACUGUCUGAAGAAGAACUGAAAAUACUAGCCCAGAAAACAGAUGGAUAUUCUGGCGCUGAUAUAAGUAUUGUAGUCCGGGAUGCCUUAAUGCAACCAGUAAGGAAGGUUCAGAUGGCCACUCACUUUCGGAAACUAAAAGGUCCAUCAAGGACCAACCCGGAUGAGAUAGUUGAUGAUCUCCUAACUCCUUGCUCACCAGGUAGUCCUGGUGCUAUUGAAAUGUCUUGGAUGGAAGUUCCGAGUGAUAAGCUUUAUGAACCUCCAGUCACAAUGAGUGAUAUGCUAAGGUCUUUAGCUACUUCAAAACCAACUGUGAAUGAUGAAGAUAUGAAAAAACUUGAUAAGUUCAAAGAAGAUUUUGGUCAAGAAGGAUGAAGCCAUGUAAAUUAUUACUGUGUCGUUUUCCUUGUUUUAAUUUUUUUUAAAGUUCCAAGGCUUUUGCUUAUAUAUAUAUAAACACACAUAUAUAUAU